This is a messenger RNA of Macrobrachium nipponense, 1761 nucleotides long. RefSeq lists its product as uncharacterized. The record is from RefSeq and is a predicted model, not a curated record. Bases 1 to 1308 code for a protein of 435 amino acids. NCBI's taxonomy places the organism in Eukaryota, Metazoa, Arthropoda, Malacostraca, Decapoda, Palaemonidae. The transcript is spliced from 8 exons.
AUGAAAGUUCCCACGACCAUCUCCUCUACCCCGCCCAGUGGUAAGUCAUGUUCUUCGGAAGUGUCCAUAUACGACGGGAUCGCCGGCAGCGAGAGCGACAACCUGCUGCGCAAGAUCUGCGGGCCCGUCGCCAGGGAGCCGCGAGACUCCUCAGGGAGAUUCAUACAGCCAGAGUUCCUCAUCUCGUCGGGCAACAUCCUCGAGAUUCACCUCAACCUCGGUCCCCACACGGACGUCGAGAAGCAGUUCCUCGUGGGAGCAUAUCAGUUUCACAACUCUCGUCUGGAGGGCACGAAGAACCCGAACAGCGUGUGUGACGUCAUGUUCUACGGAGCCGACAGCCCGUCUAGGGGCACCGUCCAGGAUCCACCGACACGUCUGCUGUGGAACGUGGAAGGCUCCUUGACAUGCAGUUACCUCUUCGUCCCAACCUCGAACCAAAGCCUUUCUAUCAUGGUUCGAGAUGCAGGCGGCUCCCUGACCUCGGCCAGCUGCACCACCAUCUGCGGGGAGGAGGGCUGCCAGUGCCGCCCCUCCAUGUUGCCGCUGAGUCAAGUCGAUUAUCUUUUGUUCGUUCAGACGAAGACGCAGAAAAUCGUGGCCUGUCUCUGCGGCGACAUGCAGGGCAUGCAAGGAGUCACUGUCAGUUCCUCUGGGGGCAUAGACGUGACAUACCACGUGGCACAUUUUACCUGGGCAACACCUGGAUUCAACUUCACCCUCGAAUAUUCCUUUCCGCCUCCAACUGCAUGUGGGCCCAGUUUCUACAAUUCGCCCAAAGGUGAGCUGGGACCCAGAGAAUAUAAGGUGCCUAAUACGGAAUACCUAUAUGUUACCUGCAGCUGGCUAAUAACCAACCAGCCAGGGACAGACCUUCUGCUCUCUGUCAUUCCCCCACGGCAAGGAUCCUGCAACGUGUGGAACCUAACUGUGGUGGGCGUGAGCAGGGAAUCGGGCCAACGUGUGGUGGGCGGGGUGUGCGGAGCUGACCCAUCCAAGUCGUUUCGUAUCCAUCAAUAUCACCACGAGGCUGCAUCCAUUACGCUUGAGCUGAGGGGCCGAGGAAGCCGAGAAUGGGAGGUGUCCUGGAACACGAUCCUUCCAGACACCCAUUACGGAGAUGCGCCCACUUCCGUCUCGCCCAAACCGGAGCAUUCAAGGACUCUCCACGCGGAACCUACCGGGAGAAAAACAUACACUGUCAAAUCACAGGGUGUCUCGUCACAUCGACCGAGAUGGCGAGAAUGGAGACACUGCGGCCUCCCGUUGUUACUGACACUGGUGCUGUCUCAAACCUUGUGCUUUUAACUCUUCAAAUAUAUUAUAUAAAAAAAAAGUUUAUCCUCCCCGACUGUUUGGUGCUGAAGAAUGCGUUUUCACCCCCACCCCCUCCCCCCCCGUAGACCUUCGCCCAUUUGGUUUGUAGCUUUAGGGGAGACUUAAGCCUUGGAAACGAGAACUAAGCUUUUAAAAGAUGACGUUGUGGAAAGAUGCUGAAUUUGAACACAGCGGUGAAGUGAAAGUAAGACCCGUUGGGAUGACUUUAUCCUAAACAAAGUUUACUUCGAGUGGUUUCAUCCUUGUUUGUUUUCACGUGAAAAGAAUAAUUAUCGAAGCACGAGGAUGAUGGAGAUGAUUAAUGAAAAAAAAAUAAAAAAAAAAAAACAGGAAAUCUAACUAAAAUGUAAAGUGACAGGAAUAUUUCCCAAAGGCAACCUAUAUAUAUCCAAGAAUGAUUUGGAAUGAGCUUACUUUGUCUGU